Messenger RNA from Aspergillus niger, 413 nucleotides. RefSeq lists its product as uncharacterized. Lineage: Eukaryota; Fungi; Ascomycota; Eurotiomycetes; Eurotiales; Aspergillaceae. The annotation marks the transcript as partial. Gene Ontology annotation, molecular function: sucrose alpha-glucosidase activity. The transcript is spliced from 3 exons. The record is from RefSeq and is a predicted model, not a curated record. Gene Ontology annotation, biological process: sucrose catabolic process.
AUGAGGACCUGGGAAAUUGACGCCGAAAAUGACCACUCCUGCAGCCGAUUAUGUAUGCUUUGCAACCGCCAAGCAUUGUUUAGUUUACUUGCUCGGGGAUAUGGCGGCGAAAUCACCGGAAGGUACUUCAGCGGAAGUGCAGUCAUUGAUGUGAACAAUACCAGUCAAUGGCUUUGGGAAGGACGGGAAGCCCCCCCCCACCCCCAUCGUCGCCAUGUAUACUUCUGCAUACCCUGUUGCGCAGACCCUGCCGAGUGGGGAGACCAUCCGGGAGAACCAGCAAUCCCAGACAUCGCCUACAGUGUUGACGAUGGUCUAGCCCCUGGACCACGUACAACGCCGCUAACCUGGUCAUCUACAACCUCCAGUCCCAUAGGAAGACUGGUACCAAAACUUUCCUGAUCGCAACCUAA